ACCUAUAUCCCUAUGAGAACAACGAGCCAGGGCAAUGACUGACAUCGCUGACAACACGCCGUGCGCUGCUCUGUCUCUUAUCUUGCAUGACAUUGACUACCUUCGGACCUCCGUCGGAGGAGACUAGACAGUAUGGCGACAGAUGGUGCACCCAAACCCCGCAUUAUCACCGUAGCGUAGCACAUGGCCACACCAAUUGAGCCAAUGAACUAAACGCCCUGGUCAGCUCUAAGCCUGUCAGCAUCCCAUCCCAGGACUCUGCCAAGUGAAACCAAAAACACAUAUACUCGCAGCGUAAACACGAAGCCGCCGCAACAAGACUUCCACCUCUUCCCAAGAAAAUGCACCAAAGCCAACCUCCCCCCUUAAAACCAGAAGCCGCCGCCGCCGCCGCCGCCGACGACGACGACGAGAACAUCUGGACCCCACUGCAACUCGCCGCCGCGCAAGGCGACCUACCCCUCGUGAAGCACCUCCUAACCCAGCAGCAGCAGCCACCACAAAACCCCAACGAACCCCCACGAGGCUACUACGGCCACACCGCGCUGCAAGCGGCCUCGCUUAACGGCCACCUAGCCAUCGUCGAGACCCUGUUAUCCGCCGGCGCCGCCGUCGACCUCCCCGGCGGCAACAACGGCGGACGGACGGCGCUGGUCCUGGCGGCGGGGGCGGGCCACCUCGGCGUCGUGCGUCAUCUGGUCGUCGCGGCAGGCGCGGAGAUCAACCGGCCACCGCACAAGUACAACGGGCGCACGGCGCUGCAGGCCGCCGCGGAGGGGGGCCAUGCCGCGGUGGUGCGGUGGCUGCUGGCGCAGGGGGCGGACGUCAACGCGCGCCCGGCAAUCAACCGCGGCCGCACGGCGCUGCAGGCGGCGGCGAGUGAGGGCCACGACGGCAUCGUAGAGCUGUUACUGCAGCAUCCGUACAGUGCCGAGGUGAACGCCCCCGCGGUCCGGUAUCAGGGGGUCACGGCGCUCCAGGGCGCGGCGUGGGCGGGACACCGCGCGACGGUGCGGCGGCUGUUGGCCGCCGGCGCGGAGGUAAACGCCCCCGGCGGCCAGUACAAGGGCUACACGGCGCUGGCGGCCGCGGCGGAAGGCGGCCAUUUGGAGGUUGUGCGGCUGCUGUUGGAUGCCGGGGCGGAUGUGGCGAUGCGAUCCGGGAAUAAGAUGUGGACGGCCGCGCGGAUGGCGGUCUCGCGAGGCCACGGAGAGAUCGCGCAGCUUUUACGGCAGUCCAUCAAGAACGGCUGA
Aspergillus fijiensis CBS 313.89 is the source of this 1253-nucleotide messenger RNA. RefSeq names its product ankyrin repeat domain-containing protein. The record is from RefSeq and is a predicted model, not a curated record. The coding region runs from base 342 to 1253 and encodes 303 amino acids. Lineage: Eukaryota; Fungi; Ascomycota; Eurotiomycetes; Eurotiales; Aspergillaceae. The transcript is spliced from 2 exons. Gene Ontology annotation, molecular function: protein binding.